GUCCUUUUUUUCAUUUCUUUUUAUCUCUUUUUUUAUUUCCCUGUGACGUUUCCUGUGCGUAUGUUCCAGUUUAACUACUCUCUCUGUCACCUGAUAGAUCACACCUCGUGUACGUUUUUCUCGUUUGUAGAUACCUUCAUUUUUCACUAACUGGUAACACCAAAUCACGCGGAUCUAUCGAGAUUAUGUAAACGCGCGCGAUGAUUGAUCAUCAAAAGCUAUACAAAAAGCGGAAAGCGCGCCGAGCGAGCGUUCGCUUCGCAGAAGCCAAAUCCACGGAGGAAGUCUCCUCCUCCGGGGGGGGACAAACCCCGAGAUUAACGGGAAGGAAUCUCGGCGCGGGAGGAAUCGCUCUCGACGAAUCGCGGCGAUCGCGUCGCGAAUUCGCUCGCGUAUCCGUCUCAGCAUUUCUCAUCGUUACCCGCCGAGGCUGUGUCGCCGGAGGCUCUGCCGGGUUUCGUUAUCUCGCAUCUCUCCCGGCGCGAUAAUACGAUCGGGCGCAAAGUGCACGGUGCUCUCGGAUAAGCGCGCCGAGAAAGGCGCCUCGCUUUCGGCCCCGCUUUCUCAAUCCGCGCGCGCGUCGCGCGACGUUACAAAAUCCUCCCGGUGUUUCGCAAUUCGAUUCGGACGUGCCGCGACUAACGCACAUAUCGCUAUGAUUGACGGCAGGCUGCCGGCGGCGACGAGCUCGGAUCGACGAGGACUACAACGACUACGACGACAACGACGACGACGACGACGACGGCGACGACGACGACGACCACGGAGGAAGACGAGGUGGAGAGGAGGGGAAGGAGAUGCACCUCGAGGAUUGUCACAGCGAGAGGAGCGGGGAGGACGACGUGCGACGUGCGACCGUGCCUGAGCUGGACCAAGACGACUUCGUCGACGACGGAUCCCUGCCCGAUCUGAUGACCAUGGCGAUGGCGAGCAUAGGCGUCGACGUCGCCCAGCCGCACUGCUGGGCGACCUCGCAAACGGAGGAAGACCUCUUCUCCCCGCUGGGAACCGGCGCGGACCCGCGGGAGUACCUCGACUGGGACCAGGUGCCCGUUGUCUUUCAGUAUCCCCCUAAUGGCGGCGGGUCGCCGGGUGAUAGUACCUGCAGCGAGGCGACCACGCCGAUCUGGAGCAACGCGGUAACAGCGACGACGACGACGACGACGACGACGACGACGACAAAGACGGAUCACGGGGAGGAUAAUUCAGACUGCCAAAAGUUACCCUCGGUAGGAUCGGCCUUCUCCUUCUCGCGCACCUUUUGCAACACGGUCUAUCCGGACUACGGGACGGAGUCGCAGGGCGAUUAUCAGGAUUAUCAAAACUGCCAGGAGGACGUGGUGUCGUUGCUGAUGAGCAUCCAGAACGACAUCGCGGCUCAGAAUUACAGCGCCUCGAUCGGUGACGAGUUCGAUCUUAGUCUGAUCAGGGGUGAUCCGACAUCGUUGCUGAGCACCGUGGAUACGCCGUCGUCGAUGACCUGUCUGUCGAAUGACGACCAGCAGGAGCCAUUCCAGACCUUCAAUCCGCCGUAUUACGCGGUUGGGCAUCUCGUCUCCUCGCAGCAGCAACCGUCGGUGAUCAAUUUCGCCGGUGAGCUCGUGGGCACGACGGAUGAUCUCGGCAAUCAGGUGAUACUACCACGGAAUGAGGGUCUGUUGCUCGGAAACAUAAAUCGACGUGUCACCGAGUCUAAGAUCGCUGAAAACGAGAAGAGCGAUAAGAUCUACGAUUGCGUGAGACCAGUGGACGAUAGCCUCGCGUCGACUUAUCAAUGCCGCUGGAUCGACUGCGGCUGUGCGUUCGCGGAACAGGAGGGCCUGGUGCGGCACAUCGAGAGGCGGCACGUGGAGUCAUCCUCGGGGAACGCGCACGGCCACGGCAGGCGGGUCCAACGGGACCGGGACAAGGAGCGAGAUGGCAAGGAGGCGUCGGAGGGUUUCCCCCCCGGAGUCGCCUCGACGACGGCGACUACGACGGGCCGCGAGGACGAGUUUGCUUGCCUCUGGCAAGGAUGUCCACGAGCGCGGCCCUUCAACGCGAGAUACAAGUUGCUGAUCCACAUGCGCGUUCACACGCAAGAAAAGCCGAAUAAAUGCCCGUUCGCUGGCUGUAAAAAGGCCUUUAGUCGCUUGGAAAAUUUGAAGAUUCAUCAGAGAUCUCACACAGGCGAAAGGCCUUAUGCGUGUCAACACGAUGGUUGCUCGAAGGCAUUUAGCAACAGCAGUGAUCGGGCUAAGCAUCAGAGGACACAUUACGACAGAAAACCGUACGCUUGCCAAGUAAGCGGCUGCGGCAAACGAUACACAGAUCCCUCGAGUCUUAGAAAGCAUCUGAAGAAUCAUACGGAGAACUCGAGUCCAUUGUCCAAUCUAUUGUCGUCGGAUAAAAUAUCAGCGACCAACGUGACGACCAACAGUGCAAUAGGACAUAAAUUAAGUUCGACGAUUCCUCACCAAGGAAGCCAAAACGACGCCUGCAUCUUCGACGUGGAAACGAAUCAUCCGUCGUUCAAGCUUUCUAAAAUUUAUGUCAAAGAGGAGGAUACAUUGCCGAACAACACGUAUCAGAUGAAUAGAAUCUCCCUGAAUUUCGAAAGCAAUCAGCAGGAGUACGUGCCAAUCGAAUCGGUUCGUCAUCUUCUGAUCAACGACAUCACUAAAAUGCAAAAUGAGAAUACAGGAGGAUACUGCGCGCCCGCGGAGGGCGACGGGCCGGAUUUCCACGAGCUCGGCGCCGACAUUGAACGACAAUUCCACGAGCUGAAUGCCCUGAACGACGCGAUCUUCAUCGACGGAUAAGUCUCUUCGAUAGAAAAAUUUCCCUUCCUGAGGAAAGCGACACAUCAAGGAACGAAUGGCUGAAGAAACGUUCGGUUUGCCGAACGGCCUGAACGACGCGAUCUUCAUCGAGGGAUAAACUUCCUCGGCGGGAGAGUUUCUUUCCUGAUGAAAGCGAAACAGAGUGCGAUGUAUCAAGGAAGAAUAGAAUACGUUCGGUUUGCCGAAUGCUCUACUCUUCUCGUAAUUUCAUGCGUAUAUUCGAUUAUCUUCAUCUAAUUAAGAUUCGUAUUUGUAUAAUCAUUUCGAAUAGCUCCGUUGUCGUAUACGUAAUUAUAAUUGUUAAACUCUA
This is a messenger RNA of Pogonomyrmex barbatus (red harvester ant), 3132 nucleotides long. RefSeq lists its product as uncharacterized. Gene Ontology annotation, biological process: regulation of transcription by RNA polymerase II. Gene Ontology annotation, molecular function: RNA polymerase II cis-regulatory region sequence-specific DNA binding; DNA-binding transcription factor activity, RNA polymerase II-specific. Lineage: Eukaryota; Metazoa; Arthropoda; Insecta; Hymenoptera; Formicidae. Gene Ontology annotation, cellular component: nucleus. The record is from RefSeq and is a predicted model, not a curated record.